AACCUGAGCUAGCCUUGGAAGGAUCUGGGGUAGGGGAUCGUAGAGAGGGGUUUCUCGCUGAGUGUGAACGGUACAUUGGCUGGCCUUGGGGCGUUAUGUGCCCGGUGAGCUAAGGCGACAGGCCAGUGGGGAGACGUGUGGCAUCGUGGGCACGGUGGGAAAGGUCAGGGUGCAGCACGGCUUGAGUUGGGCAGGUGUGAAAUGGAAGCGCCUGGAGCUGAGAAGCGUGGCGGUGCUGGGUGGGUGCGGGGGUCUCUGCGUGUUGGGGGUGAUUGCGGCUUCAGAUGCAGCAAGGGUGAGGGCUGAUUGUGCCAGGAGGCUCGGGGAUACACAGGGUGUGUAAGAACAGUGCCAGCCCCAGACGUGUUUCUGAGGAGCUCCGCUGUCAUCUGCACGCGUGCUCAAGGAGACCUUUGGCAAGUGACUGGCAGGUGUGUGGUGGUUUUCUUUGAGAGGGGCUGCGUGACAGUGGUCCUGGGAACGGAAUGUGCGGGCCAGGUGUGCGUGGACCGGGGGCCGGGGGAGGGCCGGGUCACUAGGGCUGAGGGGUGGAUGUUUGUGUUCUAAGGCCUGCAUGGGUGGUGAGGGCCGUGAGCCUGGGGAUACGGGUGUGUGUUUGGAGAGGGCUCAUGGGGCAGACGAGUGUGUAAGACAUGGUUUGCAGUGAGCAUGCAACAGGUAUAUAGUUUUUUAAUGAUUUGUUCUUAUUUCACGUGCAUUGGUGUUUUGCCUGCAUGUAUGUCUGUGUGAGGUGUCGGAUCCUCUGGAAAUGGAGUUACAGACAGUUGUCAGCUGCCAUGUGGGUGCUAGGAACUGAAGCUGGGUCCUCGGAAGACAGACCAUCUCUGUCUUAAGUGCUGAGCCAUCUCUCCAGCCCUCAAGGCAUAUAUACAUAUGUAAAGAAAGAAUCCCGGAAUUCACUCAUCAUCUGGGGCCCUGAGCUGUCUGUAAACCUCUUACCACAGCCCGCACAGCCAUGGACAACUCCAGCGAACAGGAACUCCAGCAGCCCUUACUGCCAAGCCCGGCCUCUGACCUCCUGGCUCCCAGGUCUGGCACACCAGAGCUGGGACCCCCCUUCCCAGGAGCAGCCUUUUCAGAGUCCCCGAGAGGCUGGCAGUUCCUUCUCCCACCUCUUUCUUCAGUGAGCGCUGGCCUGGGGGAACCUGAGAGCCCUGAUCUUGAGGACACAUCAUCCAGUGACAGUGACUCAGACUAUGACCAGGAUGACCGCCUCUCACCAGUCCUUCCCCAUGACCACCUCGGCCUGGCUGUCUUCUCUGUGCUGUGUUGUUUCUGGCCUGUGGGCAUCGCUGCCUUCUGUCUGGCCCACAAGACCAACAAGGCUUGGGCCAAGGGGGACCUCCAAGGGGCAGGGGCCGCCUCCCGCCGAGCCUUCCUGCUGGGGGUCCUUGCCGUGGGGCUGGGCCUGUGUACGUAUGCGGCUGCCCUGGUGACCUUGGCUGCCUACCUUGCCUCCCGAGACCCGCCCUAGUUGCCCUCCGGCCCCCACUGUGAAUGCAGAGGCCACAGCUCCAGCAACCCCGUGAGCAGAAGGAUCUUGAUGCCGAUGGUGGUGACUUCGAGGACCACGUGAUCCAGAACUGCAUCAGCUGGAGGCCCCCUCCCUUUCCUGGUCACCCCCACCCAGAAGGAAGCAAUUUAAGAGAUUAAAGAUACCGAGAGGCCAAA
Molecule: messenger RNA, 1692 nt
Organism: Meriones unguiculatus (Mongolian gerbil)
Lineage: Eukaryota; Metazoa; Chordata; Mammalia; Rodentia; Muridae
Gene: Tmem91
Product: transmembrane protein 91
Exons: 4
Coding region: 977-1495 (172 amino acids)
Cellular component (GO): membrane; intracellular membrane-bounded organelle
Source: RefSeq, a predicted model, not a curated record